Chaetomium fimeti is the source of this 2105-nucleotide messenger RNA. RefSeq lists its product as uncharacterized. The coding region runs from base 1 to 1806 and encodes 601 amino acids. The transcript is spliced from 3 exons. Lineage: Eukaryota; Fungi; Ascomycota; Sordariomycetes; Sordariales; Chaetomiaceae. The record is from RefSeq and is a predicted model, not a curated record.
AUGCGUUUGCUGAUUGUCGUGUUCACCGUUUUUCAGGGAAGCGACUUCACUUUCGGGGACUUCCCAGCUCAUCUCAAAGAAACUGUCGCCAACAACCUCCCGGACCAUGAGGUUGCCUCUGCCAUCUUCCCCAAAUAUGAAACACGCGGAGAGCUGGCCCAAAGCACCACUGCUUUUCUCGAAUGGUUAAAAGAGCAAGUGAUGGAUUUGCGCAAGGCACACCUCGACAACCCCUGGCCACCAAACGACCGAAAAGUCGGCGUCAUCCUAGUCGCACAUUCCAUGGGCGGUUUCGUCGCCACCGACAGCCUCUUCCGCAUCCUCGACGAGCACCGCCAGAACCCCUCCCCCAACAACAACGCGCCCAUCUUCCCCCUCAUCCAAGGCAUCCUGGCCUUCGACACGCCCCUCAACGGCCUCGCCCGCUCCAUGUUCGUCUACGGCGCCUUCUCCAACUACCAAAAAGUCAGCCACGUCUUCAACAUCAUGACCGCGCUCUCCGCCGCGACCCCCGCCGCCCUGUCCCGCCUGGCCUCCAAGCGCGCCCUCUCCACCGCCACCAACCGCAUCACCAAACCCCGCACGGGGGGUACCAGCCCGGCCUGGAAAGCCUGGCAGCUGAUCGCCAUGCGCACGGGCACCGUCGGCGUGAUCGCGGCCGGCGGCGUCGCCGCCUUCGCCCACCGCCGGCAGAUCCUCGAGGGGAUGCGCAGCGUGCGCGCGCUCACCCGCGCCGACGUCGUGCAGGGCUAUCAGCAGUCCGUCGACGCGGUGGGCCAGGGGCUGGCGUAUGUGAACCGGGGGAAUGUCGGGCGCAGUUUUGCGUGGCUGGCGGACCAUUUUACGUUCGUGGGUGCGCUGCUGAAGCAGAAUGAGUUGACGAGGCGGUUGGAGAGGUUGGCGGCGUUGAGGGGGGUUGGGGUGAGGGAUGUGUAUGUGUCGUUGGGGGAGAAUGGGUAUUGGAGUGGUGGGUAUUUUGUGCCUGAGAGGACGUUUUGUGCGGUCCCCGGGAGGGAGGAGCCCGAGGGGAGGUUGUUUGCGAGGCAUGUGGUGGAGGGGGCGAAGGAUGAGAUUGCGGCGCACGUGGGGUUGUUCAAGAGGGAGAAGAAUGGGGAUUAUGAGAAGAUGACGAAUGAGGCUGCGAAGUUGGUGGUCGACUGGUUCAACGACGAGACGGAGCUCUACGAUGAUCCCAAGUUUCAGGAGCCGGCGCCGGCUGAACCAGAGGAGACUGAGGCCAUUGCGAAGGCGGCGGAUAGUGGCGAGAUUGUGGAAACGGAGGCCGGGCUUACGGCAGCAACCGAGAAGGAGGCGGAAGAGGACGUCGAGAUGGCCGCAGACGAUGAGCAGGUUCCAGACGAGUCACCGAUUGACAUCGCCGCCGCAGCCUCGCUUGUCCCGCUGCCCGACGACAUCGACAAAAACCUCUCGGGAGAUGCCGAUGGGGAUGGGAAGGGUGACCAGAAGCGGGCCUACCUUCGCCAUCUAUUUGGCGUGGCCCAGCAGACCGGGACCAGUCUGCGGUCAUACCUGCCGUCGAAGAUACCCACUGUCGAAAUUCCCAAGGUGUCAAUGCCCGCCGUCAACCUACCGAGUAUGCCCAACAUGCCUAGCGUACCUAGCAUGCCAGCUAUGCCGAGCAUGUCGGUGCCGACGAGGAUGAAUCCAUUCUCCAAGGCGCCUACUGCAGAGACGACGCAAGCUGAGGGUUCAGCAGAAGCCACAAAUGUUACGUCGACUGUCCCCGAACAGGUUGAGGCAGGAAGUGAGAAGACGGGCGAGGAACUCGGCGCCGCUCAGCAGUAAAUGGUUGUUGCUGAAAUUUGGGAUCUUUAGUUUGGUCCUGUCGCGUUAUCAACUUUGGUUUCAUACGCUUCCAUGUUUUCUUUUCUCAUUUUUCUCCCCUUUAUUUUCUCCACUUCAGGAGCAACGAAGAAGCAAAUACACGACCUUGAGAUACCCCAUUGCGAAUUGACCAACCAGCUGUUAUCUCCCUCUAGGCAUCGACGUAGUACAUACAUGCAAGCGCUACUACGCUUUACUAAUUACAGUUCGGUAUCGUUUUCUGUCAAGCGCGCUUUAGCCAAGAGGACGACGAACACCCC